UUUACAUAGCUAACUAGCAAAAGGGUUAGCAACCGUUCUGUCCAAAAAAAACCCACCUAAAUUUGUUUUUAUUUACUAGCAGUGUUUCGUUUGUUUUUGAGUCCCACCGCGCUUUCCUCCGGUUCCUCCAGCCAACCUCCACUCCUCAACCGACGACCCCGCCCCGCCUGACACCCCCCGCCUCCCCGCACUCACCUCCUGCUUGCGUGGUGGGCGUACUGCCGCGGGGCUCUCCCGGAGGUCUUCACACUCGGACUUUGUCAGUCAUGGCUUUCGCGGCGACGGCGGGACUGGGGUCUCUCCUCCUGGCCUCCUUGGUGUCGCUGUGCUGGGCUCGCUCGGACGCACCCCGCGGGGUGGCGCAGGGCUUCGUCUUUGACCUGAAGGCGACGUGCGAGCCCCGGUGUGCGCAUGCCGGAGUGUGCAUUCGCAACAACACCUGCCUCUGCGCCGCAGGAUACGAGGGAGACUCCUGCCAGCACGCCAACUGCUAUCCCAAAUGCAAGAACGGAGGCGUGUGUCUUCGUCCUGGAAAAUGCAGAUGUCCUCCAGGGUUUGGAGGGCGGUACUGUCACAAAGUGACGUGUGACGGCGGGUGUUGGAACGGCGGCGAAUGCAACGCCGUCAACGGGGUGGCCAAGUGCGUCUGCCCCUUCAGCUGGACGGGCUCCAAAUGCCAAGAGGCCAUUUGCCCCCAAGGCUGCAGGAACGGGGGUCUCUGUGUGGCUCCUGGAAUCUGCAACUGUCCUGAAGGCUGGCUGGGCGGCGCCUGCCACACUGCUGAGUGCACUCUGCCGUGCCUGAACGGAGGAAAGUGCAUUUCACCCAACAAAUGCCGCUGUCGCCCCCCCUACGUGGGCCCCCGCUGUGAGGAGAGGAAAAGACGCCACUAGGGUCAAGGGUCACAGAAGUGUCGGGGACGGGAGGUCAUUGUUGAUUAGACCAAUUAUUUACUUUUCAAUCAGCCGUCUUUCUUAUUGUAGAAACUGCUUUGUGUUUCUGUGUCAUUUGUGUUAUUAAACCAUGUGAACGUUGACCUGCACGUCGAGUCCGAACAUUUUUC
Dunckerocampus dactyliophorus (ringed pipefish) is the source of this 1063-nucleotide messenger RNA. It is a transcript of the gene seraf, whose product is annotated as Schwann cell-specific EGF-like repeat autocrine factor. Gene Ontology annotation, biological process: anatomical structure development. NCBI's taxonomy places the organism in Eukaryota, Metazoa, Chordata, Actinopteri, Syngnathiformes, Syngnathidae. Gene Ontology annotation, cellular component: extracellular region; cell surface. Gene Ontology annotation, molecular function: signaling receptor binding. The coding region runs from base 267 to 893 and encodes 208 amino acids. The transcript has 5 exons. The record is from RefSeq and is a predicted model, not a curated record.